This is a messenger RNA of Nerophis lumbriciformis (worm pipefish), 1950 nucleotides long. The record is from RefSeq and is a predicted model, not a curated record. Lineage: Eukaryota; Metazoa; Chordata; Actinopteri; Syngnathiformes; Syngnathidae.
AUGCUGAAGCUGUUCGGCGUCCUGGUUAUCGUCGGACUGGCUCUGGCGUGCCUCACCUCUUGGGUGCUGGACAGCUACGACACGGCUUGGCACCCGAAACGGAGCGUUCGGAACAGGGACGAGAGCGACCGGGGAAGCUCUCCCCCAUUUCCCGGGGACCAGCUGAAUAACAUAUUUUGGUUUGUACAGGUGUCCGACAUCCACAUCAGCCGCUUCCGUGACCCAAGACGAAUCCCUGACUUUGAAAAGUUUUGCACUGACACCAUCGACGUGAUCAAGCCGUCACUUGUGCUUGUGACAGGGGACCUGACCGAUGCUAAGACGGAAAGCAAGGUGGGCUCCCUCCAGCACGAAGUGGAAUGGCAGGCUUACCACAACAUCUUAAAGAGGUCUGGUGUGAUGGAGCGCACACGUUGGAUUGACAUUCGUGGAAAUCAUGAUGCCUUCAACAUCAUGUCGUUGGACAGUGUUAACAACUAUUACCGGAAAUACUCAGCCAAUCAGAAGGUGGGCUCUUUCCAUUACGUGCACACCACGGCCUUUGGAAAUUACUCCUUCGUGUGCGCCGACGCCACACUGACGCCGGGACCCAAGAGACCGUACAAUUUUUUCGGGAUUCUCAAUCAGACUCAGAUGGACAUGCUGGACGCGUUCAGAGCGGAGAGUCUCAAAAGCAACCAGUCGGUCUGGUUUGGCCACUACACCACCUCCACUAUUGUGUCGCCAUCACCGGGCGUGCGGGAGCUGAUGAGAUCAGCCGUGGCCUACCUGUGUGGCCACUUGCAUACGUUGGGCGGCCUGAUGCCCAUCUUACACAGCCGGCAUCCCCGUGGCACUCUGGAACUAGAGCUUGGUGACUGGAUGGACAACCGCAGGUACAGGGUUCUGGCUUUUGACCACGAUCUCCUGAGUUUCUCUGACCUGAGGUUUGAAGGGUGGCCGGCAGUGCUCAUCACCAAUCCCAAGGACGCGCAGUACUUGCAUCCCGGUGUGGAAUCAUUGGCCCGCAUACAGAGUUCCACACACAUCAGGAUCCUGGCCUUUUCGGAUGCCGAAAUCACGGCAGUGCGCGUCAGCGUGGACGGUGUUGCUUUGGGCGAAUGCCGCUCAGCUGGAGGCCCCCUUUAUGUGAUGCCGUGGGACCCAUCACGAUACCUCACAGGGCUGCACAUCAUCCGAGUACAGGUGGAGGACUCGUUGCACCGGCAGAGCACACGGGAGCACCACUUCACGCUGGACAAGAACGGCGUGACCCCGAGCUUCAGCUUCGCUCAGUCCUUCAUCCUUUUAACGGAUCACUAUGUAGUGGGCCGGGCAGCCUUCGCUAUCACCAUUCUGCUCAACUUGGGUUUGCUGCUGUCCUUCAGGUUCAUACGCCACACCCCCGCUGGCCGAGGAGGGUGGUCCUCGCAAGCUUGCCUGUCGCUGCGGUUGGUCAGUAAAGUGGACUCCUUUUUCUACCCCUUGCUGGUCUUCAACAUGUGCACGGCCUUGGGCCCGUGGUUUAUCGGAGAGCUGAUUGACGGCCACAGUGGCGCCUGUUUUGCCUUCGGAGUGUUUAUCGACGGCCACUUCCUGGAGGGGAGCCUCACUUACGUGGUGGGCGUCACUCAGUUGCUGUUCUUCAACAUCCCGCUGACCUUGUACCUGUGCUGGAGCCUCCACCAGCGCUGCCGCGGCAACACCUUGCGCUCGUUGCUGCUGCGUCCGGGCUGCCGCUGGCGGUGCCUGACGGUGCAUCUACUCAUGCUGCUACUAUUGGCCUGGCAGGCGCACUCGUGCUACUUCCUGCUGGAGACGUACGGCAUUUUGGCCUUUCUUCUGUCGCCGGUGCGUAUGUGGGCACUGGGACUGGGCCUGAUUCUGGUCUACCACGCAUGGACCUGCCCCGUGCCAACCUGGAGCUCGGUGGCGGGAGGCGGCAACGGCAAGAUCUCAACGUCAUCCUGA